Momordica charantia (bitter melon) is the source of this 2505-nucleotide messenger RNA. NCBI's taxonomy places the organism in Eukaryota, Viridiplantae, Streptophyta, Magnoliopsida, Cucurbitales, Cucurbitaceae. The record is from RefSeq and is a predicted model, not a curated record.
AAGAAAAAAAAAAUCUUGCGCUCGUUUCCCGCAUCUCUUUCUUGAGUCUUCGUCUUUGUUGAUGGAAGCUUUUUUCUCUCUCACGGGGGCGAUUAUGGAGAGAUAUUUUGAACUCCACGGCGAGAGUCGGCUGGCGAACACGCAAAGAUUUUGGAGAAUUUGAUGCGUUUCUUUCUCUUUUUCUUGUUCCUUUUGUUGCUGUUGGCGGUUAUUUUGAGAGAUUUUGUUUGGCCGAGAGAUUAUGGAGGAGGCGAAUAAUGGCUGCUCCGUUCGGAGUUUGAUCGGCUUGGUGAACGAUGUAGCUUCAAUCUCAGAUUACAGAUAUGCGGUCAGAAGGCAGUAUUGUAAUUUAGCUAGGCGGCUGAAGCUGUUGAUCCCAAUGUUCGAGGAGAUGAGGGAUAUGAAGAAGCAGGCGCUGGCGGAUGCUACCGUCACAGCUCUUGCUUCGUUGAAGGAAGCUCUGGAGUCGACCAAGGAGUUGCUUAGACUGGGGAGCGAGGGGAGCAAGAUUUAUCUGGCCCUGGAUAGAGAGCAAACUUUGAAUAAGUUUCACGAGGUGACAUCAAGACUAGAGCAAGCCCUGAAUGAAAUUUCAUAUGAUGAUCUAGACAUAUCUGAUGAAGUUAAGGAGCAGGUUGAGCUUGUUCUCUCUCAAUUCAAAAGAGCAAAAGGAAGGAUAGAUACACAAGAUGCUGAACUGUAUACUAAUCUCCACUCUCUCUAUAACAACAGCAAAGAUUCUGCUACUGAUCCUUCUGUCUUGAAGGAAUUGGCUGAAAAGUUGCAGCUAAUGGAUAUAGCUGAUCUUACUCAAGAGUCUCUUGCUUUACAUGAAAUGGUUUCGGCUAGUGAUGGAGAUCCAGGGGGGAGAUUUGAGAAAAUGUCAACACUGUUGAAGAAAAUAAAAGAUUUUGUGCUAACUGAAAACCCUGAAAUUGGUGCUCCUUCAAAACAACAAAGUCAUACUCGCACUGGUGGACAAGCAACUGCUGAGAAGAAAGAUAUAACGUCCCUUCUCAUACCUGAAGACUUUCGGUGCCCCAUAUCCCUAGAGUUGAUGAUAGAUCCCGUCAUUGUCUCCACAGGACAGACCUAUGAACGUUCUUACAUUGAGAAGUGGCUGGAAGCAGGGCAAUCAACAUGCCCUAAAACUCAACAAGUCCUCACCAGCAAAAUUAUUACACCAAAUUAUGUUUUACGUAGUCUCAUAGCUCAAUGGUGCGAGGCCAAUGGGGUUGAACCACCAAAACGAACCAGCAGUUCUCAGCCCAAUGAACUCUUGUCUCCUUCCGAACGCUGUAGGUAUGAAACUCUACUCCACAAACUCACAUCAGGUAACAUUGAAGACAAGCGAUCGGCUGCUGGUGAGAUCCGCCUCCUUGCGAAACGCAAUGCAAAUAAUCGCGUGGCCAUUGCUGAAGCUGGUGCAAUUCCUCACCUUGUCGGCCUCCUUUCAACAACAGACCCCCUCACUCAAGAACAUGUUGUGACAGCAUUGCUCAACCUUUCAAUUUGUGACAAUAAUAAGAGAAGUAUCAUGUCCUGUAGGGCAGUGCCUGGCAUAGUCCAUGUGCUGAAGUUGGGGAGUAUGGAAGCACGUGAAAAUGCUGCNNNAACCCUUUUCAGCCUCUCUGUCGUGGACGAAUAUAAAGUAACGAUUGGCGCGUCGGGAGCCAUUCCACCACUCAUCACACUGCUCAGUGAAGGUACUCAAAGGGGGAAGAAGGACGCCGCAACCGCUCUUUUCAACUUGUGUUUCUUCCAAGGGAACAAGGUAAAGGCAGUAAGAGGUGGUGUGGUUUCCAUACUGAUGCAGCUGCUGACAGAAUCUAGAAUAGGCAUGGUAGAUGAGGCCCUGGCAAUUCUAGCCAUACUGGCCAGCAAUUCCGAAGCGCGGGCUGCCAUCGGAGCUGCUGAAGCUGUCCCCGUUUUAAUCAAUUUCAUCGCUGCUGCAUCCCCUAGGAACAGAGAGAAUGCAGCUGCAGUUCUGGUUCAUCUCUGCGCGGCAGACAAGCGACAUCUCGUGGAGGCAACCGAGCUUGGAGUGAUUAAUUUGCUUAUAGAUUUGGCAGAAAAUGGGACAGACAGAGGUAAGCGAAAAGCAACACAAUUGCUUGACCAAAUAAACAGGUUCAUGGAGCGGCAGAAAGAGGCUGAGGCUCAAUCUCAGACCCAACUAUUGCUGCCUCCGCCUUCUGCAAUCGGCAACGUUGAAAGUUGACCAGGUUCUUUUUUUCCUAUUGUCUUCACAUAUUGUUGAAUUUCUUUCUUUCGUUCUUUUAUCAUACACAUCGAAGGAGUGAGCUCUGCUUGUUCAUGGAGGUGGAAGAAUAUUAGCAGUCAAAUUGAUCUGUAAAUUACAAAUUUCUUGUUUUAAUUUGUGUGAGACCAACCUCAACUUGAAAAGACGAAUAUGAACCUAGUGAACCGAUAUUCAUCCUCAAUUUGAAUGAAGAGAUGGUUGUAAUUAAGAUGGGAAAGAAAAAAUUAGUAUUCCCAUAUUUA